AUGAAGAAGGAUGAUGUUGCUAUGGUUGUCUCUGGACCAUGGUGUGGCCCAAGGGGUUUGCCUCACCAGUUGAGGCAAUUGGACGUGUUGAGGCCGAUUGAGGCAAAGAUACCAAAGAACUUUGAUUAUUCUUUGAGGUGCGCAUAUUGUUUUGAUGCCCCGGGGCACGAUAUAGAGAAAUUUUUGCAUGUGAAAAGAGCAAUACAAGAGCUUAUUGAUGCAAAUAAAAUAGUAGUACAGAGCCCGGAUGCGCCAAACAUCAACCAAAAUCCUUUGCCAACCCAUGCAGAGACACAUUUGAUUGAAAUAGUUCGUAAGGAUGGGGAGUUCAGGAAUUCUUCCAAGUCCAUCAUGAUGAUUCAUGCUAGUAAAGGUAAUUCAGUUAAGGCUCUAGACUCUACCAAAUCAAUGCCCUUGACAGUUGAAGGGGUGACAGAGAAACUAAGCAUGCUCAACCUGAAGCCACCUGUGUUGGUCGUGAAAUGGUCUUCAAAGGAUAUUGGGGCAAAUCAGGUAAAGCUGAAAGUGGUUGUGCCAGGGAUCCGGAGCAAGCCUGUCGUAGUUGUGAAAGAGGCUCCUAUCACCCCUGUUAUUAUUAAGCCAAUCACGCAGUUGCCAGUGGUUGAUACAAAGGCUGACCCGUGGAACUAUAAACAAGUGAUAGUGACAUAUAAAGAGAAAGAAGUGGAGGAAGAAGUCAAUGAAACUGGAGGACUGGAUCGUUCUGGGAGGUGUUUCCCUAUAAAGAAGCCGAUCACUGAAGAAGAGGCUGAAGAGUUCUUGAAAAAGAUGCAAGUGCAAGACUAUUCCAUUAUGGAGCAAUUAAGGAAAACAACGGCUCAGAUCCCUCUUUUGUCUUUACUCAUGCAUUCAGAUGAACACUGCAAAGCCCUGAUGAAGAUUUUGAAUGAGGCACAUAUUUCUGAUAGGAUCAAAGUGAAUCACUUGGAAAAGAUUGCUAACAAGAUCUUCGAAGCAAACAGGAUCACUUACUCAGAUGAUGAACUUCCUAUGGAGGGUACAGAACACAACCGAGCUCUUUAUCUCACGUUGAAGUGCAAGUAUUCUAUUGUCUCAAGGGUACUGGUUGAUAAAAGCUAUAGUGCAAAUAUUUUCCCUUUGUCUACUCUACAAAAGUUGAAGAUCGGCACUGAAAGAAUCCACAUGAACAGUGUAUGUGUUCGAGGCUUUGAUGGGGAAGGGAAAGAUUCUGUUGGUGAUAAAUUGCCCAAAUUAUCGAUAAGGCCAGUUGAGUUCACUAUGGAAUUCCAAGUGCUGGAUGUGGCUGUCUCUUACAAUUUAUAA
Messenger RNA from Nicotiana attenuata, 1305 nucleotides. RefSeq lists its product as uncharacterized. The transcript is spliced from 2 exons. Lineage: Eukaryota; Viridiplantae; Streptophyta; Magnoliopsida; Solanales; Solanaceae. The record is from RefSeq and is a predicted model, not a curated record. Bases 1 to 1305 code for a protein of 434 amino acids.